Molecule: messenger RNA, 732 nt
Organism: Paraphaeosphaeria sporulosa
Lineage: Eukaryota; Fungi; Ascomycota; Dothideomycetes; Pleosporales; Didymosphaeriaceae
Exons: 4
Coding region: 1-732 (243 amino acids)
Source: RefSeq, a predicted model, not a curated record
AUGCCAAACGGCGCCUGGGUCCUAGGCGACCUCUUUCUCAAAGACUAUGGCCACGAAGGCAGCAUCGUCAAACUCUGGGAAAUGCACUGGAUGUUCCCCUGCAAACUCGGCGUGUACCCUUUGCACGACGGCAAAUUCGAGGACUUCGAAACCAUCUUCACGUCCCUGAUCUCCAAAGACAUACACGAUCCCUUCUCAGACGAGUGCACCAGCGCGUUCCUCCUCACCGCCUGCGCCCUCUCCAAAAAACCGCACGCCUCCAGCCGCGAUGGCAGAGAAAUCCCGCUGUACAUCCGGAAGCCCAACGGCACAGGCCCCCUCCCUACUGUUCUACUGAUCACCAGCAUCGACGGCCACCGCCCCGAUAACACAGAGCACACGGCGGAGCACCUCGCGCAGUGGAGUAGGGGUGAAGAGAGGCUCGAUGAGAAGAAGGUCAUUGAGUGGGGAUUGUCAGCAGGCGGGUACUACGCCCUUCGCGUCGCGCAUACGCACGCCAACCUACUGAAGAGCGCGAGUGGACACGGCGCGGGGACGCAUUAUUAUAUCGAACGGGAGCUUGUGCUGGUGAAUGGGGUGUUAGAUGGGUGUAUGCCAGUUGAGGAUAGUAUGUUGCUUGCCGAGUCUGGGAGUCAGAAGGAGAUGAGGCUGGUGCAGGAAAGGGCGCAUAUAGGGUAUCCUGAGGCGAGCUCUUUUGUGUAUCCGUGGAUGGAGAGUACACUGAAUGCGUAG